Paramisgurnus dabryanus is the source of this 1514-nucleotide messenger RNA. Lineage: Eukaryota; Metazoa; Chordata; Actinopteri; Cypriniformes; Cobitidae. The record is from RefSeq and is a predicted model, not a curated record.
CAAGGCGGCGCUGCGAGACGUUAUGCGUCGGUUCUGACACGCCCUUGGCACACAGAAGAAGAGAGCCAGUAUUUACACUCGCGUGUAGUCAAUAACCAUUCAUAUGCGAUUUUUGGUCAACGGGCAAGCAAACAAACAUGGAUCUUUUAAUUAGCAGUUCGAGCUCCAGCAGCAGUUCGAGCUCCAGCAGCAGCUCGAGCUCCAGCGAUAGUGAUGAAGAAGUUAUUCUUCUUCUGUUGAAUAAGGAAAGACGAGUGAAAAGACGCAAAUAUUGGGUACAUCCAAUCGUUGCGAGAAGAGAAGAACACGGGGAGUUCUACCGACUGAUACAAGAGUUAAAAAUGUAUCAUGAUCGUUUCCGGGAGUAUUUUCGAAUGUCCGUGGGUGAGUUCGAAACUUUACUCCAACAACUAGCGCCCUCGUUGACAAAGGAACAAACACACUACCGUAAACCUGUCGACCCAGAACAGCGGUUAUCCGUGUGUCUACGUUUUCUAAGCACCGGUGACUCGUACCGCACCAUUGCAUCCAGCUUUCGACUAGGCGUGUCCACAGUUGCUUUAAUAGUGAGUGAGACCUGUGAUGCAAUUUGGCAUUGCCUAAAAGAUGAACAUUUGCCAGUGCCAACUGAAGAGAUAUGGAGGAAUACAGCCAGGAGGUUCCAUGAUAGAUGGAAUUUCCCUAAUUGUUUGGGGGCUAUGGAUGGAAAACACAUUUUAAUCCAGGCCCCUUCAAACUCUGGUUCUCUGUACUUUAAUUAUAAAGGUACGUUCUCAAUUGUACUGCUGGCCCUAGUUGAUGCAGAUUACCGCUUCCUGGUGGUUGAUGUGGGGAGCUAUGGCAGCAACAGUGAUGGAGGCAUCUUUGCCAAUUCUGUGAUGGGAAAGGCACUCAGAGAUGGAACUUUGAAUGUUCCACCGCCAUGUGAACUUCCAGGUGCGCCAGAGCUGGGCAAAGUUAAGCACGUCAUUGUGGCGGAUGAAGCUUUCCCCCUAAAACCGUAUCUCCUCCGGCCAUAUCCUGGACGCCGCCUCACAACAGACAAGAGAAUUUUCAAUUAUCGUUUGUCUCGGGCACGUCGCAUCUCUGAAAAUGCCUUUGGAAUCCUCAGCCAACGCUUUCGAGUUUUCAGAAGAACUUUACAGGUUCAACCAGCUGUUGUUGACAAAAUAGUCAAAGCUGCUUGUGCAUUGUGCAACUACUUACGCCCAAAAGGAAAUGACCAGGAUAAUGCCACAGAAGAAGACAAUGAUUUUGAAGAAACACUACAAGGUUUUGAACAUUGUAGGGGGCAGCGGGCAUCUGUGGAGGCACAAGCUAUCAGAGAACUGUACAAAGACUAUUUUAACUCACCAGCAGGAGAAGUUGCUUGGCAGUAUGACCAUGUGAAUCAUGGUCUGGAGAACAGAUAAAAUCCAGCUGUAAAUGUGUGCUAUAGUCAUGAAGUCCCAUUUUGAAAACUGCUUAUGUGUGCAUAUAUAUAUUUGGAUUUUCUUGAUCUAUUCACAAACAAC